AUGAUGGCAGCGGCUAAGACAACAACGCCGACCUCGGAGCGCAACGCACGCAGCACGCAGCACGCAGGGCAGCCGGCCGAUCGCCGAGCAGGGCCUCAUGUCCUUCCCGAGGGACCCCGGUCCCACCUGGUCACCCUGGUGGUGAUGAGCCCAUGCCCACCCACUCGAGCCCCUGCCAUGUUCUUGGGCAUCUGCAGCAGGACCCAGACUCCUGAGUUGGCACCCCCCAGGUACACACUGCAGGCCCUGGCCAAGUGCUUAACCAUCGCACUACCAGGGCUGUUCGGAGAAUCUAAAGAUCCUGCAGGGCCAAUAGAGGAUCCAGCCCUGGAAGGGGUUGAGGCCAGGCCCUCAGGCUGCCUUGUCCUGUGCUUUCGGAUCUGGUGGCAGCCCUCAGCAGACAGGCCCAAGGUGAGGCCCCAGCUGUCGGUGACAGGGCCCCAGCUGCAGGCCCAGCUGCCUCGUGUCUGGGCAGGUGGUGCAGAGCAGGCUCAGCUGCUUCUGCCCAGCCCCUGCCUCCUGCCCCAUGUGGCCUUCCAGGGGAUGCCAGCCAUGAGGGGCCCUCAGCCAGAGUCAGAGCAUUUGCCAGGAGGACCUCGGAUGGCCCUGUUGUUCACACAGGUUCAUGUGGGCCCCAGCCCCCUCCCCGGGACAGGCGUGCCCCCACAUUCCAUGCCUGCCGCUUUAAGCUGGGGCUGCCACCUGCAAACUGCUCACGCCGCAUUCUCGGGGCGGCAGCAGGGUGGGGAGUGGCACGCCCUCCAUGGGGCCUAUAAGGCCGGGUGCAGCCUGUGGGGCCACGUCCUCAUGGCCUUGCCUGCUGUGGUGACCCUGCUGCUCCUGGGGCUGCUCCUGGGGCUCCUGGGGCUCUGGGGGCUAUGUCGUGCCCCAGCCUCCACCCCAACCCCAGCUGCAUGCUGGCCCCCCGGGCCAUGCCCCCUUCCACUCAUUGGGAACCUACAUCUGCUGGACGUGCGGCGGCUGGACCGCUCGCUGAUGGAGCUCGCAGAGCGGUAUGGGCCGGUGUUCACGGUGCACCUGGGUGGCCAGAAGACCGUGGUGCUGACAGGCUUCGAGGCAGUAAGGGCAGCGCUGGUGGGCACUGGGCAGAAGCUGGCUGAUCGGCCACUCAUUCCCAUCUUCCAACACAUCCAGGGAGGAAGGGGCAUCUUCUUCUCAUCUGGACCCCAGUGGAAAGCAGCACGCCAGUUCACUGUUCGAGUCCUGCAUGGCCUGGGCGUGGGACGGGCGCCUGCCGCCCAUAAGGUCCUGGAGGAGCUGGAGUGGCUUGUGGCGGAGCUGGACAGCUAUGGAGGCCGGCCCUUCCCACUACCCCUGCUUGGCUGGGCGCCUUCCAACAUCACCUUCACGCUCCUUUUUGGCCAGCGGUUUGACUACCAAGACCCUCUGUUUGUCUCGCUGCUGGGCCUCAUUGAUGAGGUCAUGGUCCUCCUGGGCUCCCCCGGCCUGCAGAUGUUCAACAUCUUCCCCCGGCUGGGAGCCCUGCUCCAGCUGCACAGGCCCGUCCUGCGCAAGAUCAAGGAGGUGCGCGCCAUCCUGAAGACGCUCCUGGAGGCCCGGCGGCGCCACGCGCUCAGCGGGGGCCCUGUGCUGGGCUACUUGGACGCCCUGAUCCAGCACGGCCAGGGGGAAGAACUCCCGGACCUAUUUUCCGAGGCCGACGUGGUGGCCUGCACCCUGGACAUGGUCAUGGCUGGCACGGAGACCACCUCGGCCACGCUGCAGUGGGCCGCCCUCCUGAUGGGCCGGCACCCGCGCGUGCAGGGCCGCACGCAGGCGGAGUUGGACCGUGUGCUGGGCCCCCGGCGGCCCCGGCCGGACGACCAGGCUGCGCUGCCCUACACCAACGCGGUACUCCACGAGGUGCAGCGCUACAUCACGCUCCUGCCACACGUGCCGCGCUGCGCCGCCGCCCCCACCCGGCUGGGCGCCUACCUGCUCCCCAAGGGCACGCCCGUGAUCCCUCUGCUGACCUCUGUGCUCCUGGACAAGGCCCAGUGGGAGACCCCUGAGCAGUUCAACCCCGGCCACUUCCUGGACGCAGAUGGGCGGUUUGUGAAGCGAGCGGCCUUCCUGCCUUUCUCUGCAGGUCGCCGUGUCUGCGUCGGGGAGAGUCUGGCCAGGACCGAGCUGUUCCUGUUGUUUGCCGGUCUCCUCCAGAGGUUCCGCCUGCAGCCCCUACCCAGCGCCCACCCAGCAGCCCUGGACGCCUCACCUGCCCCGGCCUUCACCAUGCGGCCUCGGGCCCAGCCCCUGUGCGCGGUGCCCCGGUGGCGCUGACCCAGGGGGUGGCUGUGGGGUGGGCUUGAGGACACCCCCACACAGCACCCGGGACCUCUGCUGCCCCACGGCCACCCUGCUCCCAGUGUGGGGCGCUUGGCGGGGGACUGCAGGCUCCUUUACCCUGUCCCUGCUACCUAUAGACCCAUGGAGGGAGGGGCAGAUGCUCCAUUGGGCCCCUCUGGCCCCCCUCUCCUGGGGGUUCAGUGUGUCUCCAGAGCCCACCACCGGCCCACACAGCCUCAUCCAGGGGGCAGGAGGCCUUCCCCAUGGAGCAUGGUGGGGACUGGGCUUGCAUGGUGGUGUUGUGGGGGGUGAGGAGUGGGAGACAGACACCCACCCAAGGGCCCCAGCCCCAGCUCACCUCAUUCUGCACUUUUCGAGGUCCCCGCGCCUGCAUUCCCCAGCUGCCCCAUCAGGGGCCGCCCCUGGCCCUCAUGGGAGCAGUCUUCCUGUGGUGAAGGUCCCCCUGGCGGUGGCUUACACUCCGCUGCACUCCACAGGGCAUGGACAUGAGGUCCAGCCCUAGGCUGCCCCCAAUUUGCUGGAAUGCGUACAGCAGAGGUGAUGCCAACUGUGGGACAGGCUUUGCUGGGAGGGUGUAGGGCUGCGGCGCCCCAGGCUGAGACCAGUUGUAGGCUGAGGGCCAGCCUGGCCCUGAGUGUGGAAGGGAGGGACCUUUGGGGUGGUCCCACUCCUGGAGGCCCUCUGUGCUGACCUCCCCAGGGCAGGGGAUGACUAGAGGAGUUCUCACACCUGGUUCUGGGGAUGCCCCUGCCAUUGCCACACCCCAGUGCCCACAUGGUAAGCAGACAGACCAGCAGGGCAGCCACCUCCAGGAGGAUCUACAUGGCAUCAGGGAGCCCCUGCAGGGGAGCAGAACGUGGGCUCCUCACAGGUGACCCUGCAGCCCCACCGGGCCCUGGUACAGACGGGGGGCUGAGGCCAAGAGGGUGACACACUGCACACUGACAGAGGUGGCUCUGGGAUGUUGUCGCCAGGCACAGCUGCACAGCUAGGGGGCCAUACCUGGGUGUCAUGCAUGGGCUGAGUCAGGGAGUUCGGGCCCGUUGUCAUUAAAUCUCCCAUGACCCUGAGUCUACCACUGCUAACAUCCCCUUUAAGAAUGAGGGGACAACAGGGCUCAAGGGCACAUACGGGGCUCACAGUGACCUCCCCAAGCGGGGGCCUCCUCCAACCCUGACCUCUCUGAAUGAAGGCUGCAGGUUCUGCAAACAUGGUGGGGACCAGCUUACACUAAUCAACCGUUGUCUGACUUUCACAUCUAACUGGGUGUCCUUCAUUGUCUCUUGAAGCAGGCCUCCGUUCCCAGUCACUGGUGGCCUGGCAUAGGGUCAGGGACACUCCGGGCAGGCUGGAACAGGAGGGGGCAUUGUAGCUGUCCUGCCAGCAUGGGGCAUGGAGACAGCCUUGGGAGCUGGCCUUUCCACAUUGGCUGCC
Molecule: messenger RNA, 3762 nt
Organism: Loxodonta africana (African savanna elephant)
Lineage: Eukaryota; Metazoa; Chordata; Mammalia; Proboscidea; Elephantidae
Product: cytochrome P450 2W1
Exons: 14
Coding region: 1-2301 (766 amino acids)
Biological process (GO): xenobiotic metabolic process
Cellular component (GO): intracellular membrane-bounded organelle; cytoplasm
Molecular function (GO): iron ion binding; heme binding; oxidoreductase activity, acting on paired donors, with incorporation or reduction of molecular oxygen, reduced flavin or flavoprotein as one donor, and incorporation of one atom of oxygen
Source: RefSeq, a predicted model, not a curated record